AGGUUCGCGGUCUCCAGCAGCGGUCGGCGGGCUGUUCGUGCGCAGUGUGGGUCGUGUCUGCUGUGAAACCAGAGGUCACCAGGAGACACCGGGAGGUCAUCUGUCCGAGCAGCAGGCAGGUGGGAUGGCAGGCUGACGUUUCCCCCACGCGUGUCCACCUGAGCAUUCUUUCCCGGGAAACAAUAAACACAGUGGAUGCCUGAAAUCAUGAGUGCCCCAGGACCUCAGUCGAGGCAGGCCAAUGGAGUGGCCCGAUCGGACAGCAAGCUCAGCGCCAAGGCCCUCUAUGGAAGAACUGGAGAACUUCCCUCUUUCCACAAUCCACCUUUGUCAGACGGUGCUGAAUCAGACCCGCUACCUGUCUGUGCUGCUGCUUGUGUGUCAGGACAAGGAACAACACAGGCCCGACAUUCAUUUCUUCCACUGCGACGAGGUGGAGGCUGAGAUGGUUCAUGCGGACGUAGACAGUGCCAUUGGAGACAACAAGCACGGAAAGAAAAUGAGACUUCAGACUCUGAAGGUGAACCAGGAGAAAAUGAAGCGUCACAGAGAGACCAUCCUCCCUCCCUCGGCCCCCAGGGGCCCCCCACCUGUGAGAAAUCGACGAGUGGAAGCUGCUGCAAACACCCCAGAGAGGCGAGCGUCUGAUUCCGAGUCCCACGAAAAGCUGGCUCAGCGCAUCGAGAAGGAUGUGCAAAUUCUCAACUGCGCCCUGGAUGACAUCGAGAUCUUUGUGGCGCGGCUGCAAAAGGCAGCGGAGGCCUUUUCCCAGCUCAACCAACGCAACAAGAGUAAGAAGAAUAAGAAGAGAGGACCAGCAGAGGGCAUGCUGACCCUGCGAGCCAAGCCCCCCACUGAAGCAGAGUUCCUUGACAGCCUGCAGAAACUGAAGCUGGCCCUCAACCUCUUGGCCAAACUCAAGAGACACAUCCAGAAUCCAAGUGCCUCUGAGCUCGUUCAUUUCCUUUUCGGCCCUCUGGAGCUGGUGCUGCAGAGCUGUGGGAGUCCUGAUCUGGCUCGUUCAGUCGUUGCGCCUCACCUUUCUAAAGAUGCCGUUGACUUCCUGCGGGGGCACCUCACCCCCAAAGAGAUGACCAUGUUUGAGCUGCUCGGUGACGGGUGGACCAAACCCAGAGCAGAGUGGCCCAGGGAUCAGUGCGCUCCUCUGUAUUACCCCAGAUUUCGGAACGGUUGGGAACCGCCUGCAGAGUUUUUCAUGACAGCCCCAUGGGAAACUGAGGGACCAUCUGGACCGCUCGGGUCCCCCACCAGCCCCGAUUACAGGAAACACUCAGCUGAAGAUUAUUACGGGAAUCAUUCUCCAUCAAACGGGUCUAACGACGCGGCGCCCAACAGUCGCAAAUACGCCAAAAUCCGCUACCACUUUGUGGCGAGGAAUGCCAACGAGCUGUCGGUGCUGCAGGAUGAAAUUCUUGAGGUGAUAGAGGAUGACAAGCAGUGGUGGAAACUACGGAAUCGCAGCGGACAAACGGGCUACGUCCCAUUUAACAUCCUGGACGUUGUGAGGUUAGAAGAGCCAGAAGGCCCCUUCACCCAGAAAGGUUACACGGCACCUCCCCCUGGGCCCAUGAGCCGUGGGGACAGUUUCAACAGGGGCCCACAAAAAGACAAAAUGAUGGAUGAGGUCAACAACGAGCUUUUGAUCAAAAUCACUGCUAACAAAAGCCAGCCGCCCAGAAAGAUCCGCAUCGAGCGCUCCUCUGCCACUCAGGUGCCACUCACCUCUGACUCGAACCUGGAGCAGGUGACCACAUGGCUCAAUGCAAAAGGCUUCUCGAAACCGACUGUUGAAUGUUUGGGGAUCCUGACGGGAGCGCAGCUGUUUUCCCUGAAUAAAGAAGAGCUGAAGGCCGUGUGUGGAGAAGAAGGAGGCCGUGUCUUCAAUCAGGUCUCCCUGCAGAAAGCUCAGCUAGAGAAGUCCCAGGGUGACUCAGAGUUGCAGGAGAUCAUGAAGCGAAGACAGGAGAGGAUCGACUCCGGCUCCAAGGAGUGAACGCAUCACACCCCCACCCACUACCCCCUCCAGAUGUCAUCCUCCCCCACAGCUUUCAAAGUGCAGCAGCUUACUAAAUCAGUCUACUGUGUAUUGUGAUCUACAGUAGACGAGCAAUAAAUUUUCAUGUUUAAUUGUGUAUUUAUUUUGUAAAAUGUACAUUAUUCACUUGUCUUAUUCUUUUCUGUUUCUCAAACCAUUGAAGAGAUCACCUGCUGAGAGGAGGAACAUGCAUAAUGUGCAGUUUUGUGUGCGUUUGUGCAAAUACCUGUGCAUGGCAUGCAUGUAACGUGCACGUACACCAACAGUGUGGGGAGGGUCAACGUUCGUGUUCAAUUUUAACAUUGCAGCUGUUUCCAUAAUUUCAUAGUAGAAGUAAAUCUUUGCUGUUUGUAUUUUAAAUCAGUGCCAGAAUGUUUGACUUAUUUUCUGCUAUAUAGCCAAUUAUUUUCACAUUUUUAUUCAUGAAAAGAAAUAAAACACGAUCUGUGUUGUUAGUCAGCACCAAAGUAUUCAAAUAAAUCCUUGGUGCCGAUUGAUAAAAUACAUUAUCAUGCUGCUUUGUUGUUGUUUUUUUUUUCCUCUCCCAGAUUUCAUAUACUUUGAAAAACUUGGCGAGCAAUAAUUCUGCAUGCAUGAAGUCUGAUCAGUAACAGAGAGACGCUGUUCUUAUUGUGUUGUGAGCAGGACCACGUUUUACUGUGUAAACUGCACAAAAAAAGCUAAAUCAGUCCGUAUAACCUCUAAAUGAGCUGUUCUGGUUUAAAUGAUGAAAUGAAGACGUUCUUUGUGUUGUAAAUAAGUUGGAAGGCAAUGUUUAAAAAGACCGUAAUUGAAUAAAACGACCUUGUAAAUAUUUUCCAA
Nematolebias whitei (Rio pearlfish) is the source of this 2878-nucleotide messenger RNA. RefSeq names its product EPS8 like 2 (gene eps8l2). Gene Ontology annotation, molecular function: actin binding. Gene Ontology annotation, cellular component: vesicle; plasma membrane; ruffle membrane. The record is from RefSeq and is a predicted model, not a curated record. NCBI's taxonomy places the organism in Eukaryota, Metazoa, Chordata, Actinopteri, Cyprinodontiformes, Rivulidae. Gene Ontology annotation, biological process: regulation of Rho protein signal transduction; Rho protein signal transduction; positive regulation of ruffle assembly.